UUCAGCAAAGGCCAGCAUCGCCACUCCAAAGUGGCAUUCGCCAUUCGUCUGUGAACUUGUACAAUAGUGCUCGCCUCACAAAUCUCGCACGACCGACCGGACGGUGGUGUACACGCGCUCUCGCGGUGGUUAGCGGCCUAGCGUCUCAACAAAGAAAAGCCCCGAGUCCGUCACGACGGGCGACUAAAAGUGUGCGGUUGUUCUUUUUUUGCUUUCUUGGUUGCCCUCAGCAAGCCCGCGGAGAACGCAUUUCUUGUUCCCGAUUGUAGCGAAUACAAGAGGCGCACACACAGAGAGGCAAGCCGAGAUCCGGAUGUCAGUGCGGAGUUGUCAUCUUUCCCGCAGGAGAACUGUCAAGUGUGCGAGGAGAGUGUCUGCUGGCGACGAAAAGAGCGGAUCUUCUGUUGCAGACAUUGAAGAUGCAUUCCACAGCAGCAGACGGAUCAACCGGACCGGCAUUAUAAACGGAGAAUCCCGCAGCAGCAGCUUCCUAACAACAUGAUACGGUGGUAAACAACGUAUCCGGGAGUACUUACAAAUCUAACCAGUGCAAUUUUAGCGUGUCAAACGGCGAGUGUGCAAUGUGUUGUUAGUUAAUUCACCUCACCCAUCUGACUGUGUGGCGUGGAGGUCUGUGUUUCGUACCCAGUGUGUGUGUGUGUGUGUGUGUGCUGAUGCUUUUUGCAAAUAAAAAGCGUUAACAAAAAUUGUUUUAAAUUUCAAGACACCGUGCUCUACACAACCGUGUGGAAAUAGAAGCAGAUCGACGACCGGCAUGAGACGACCGGCAGUAGUGCAACGGCUCGAUAAUAGAUUGCCCAUCAUCAUCAUCAUCAUCAACGGAAGGUGCUAAGGCUGCCACGACGCGCGUUAGGGUUUGUGUUGUAGCGAAGCGAUCGUGUCGCGCGACACUAUCAUUCAUCCUGCCAGCAGAAGCGAAGAUGCUUCCCCGGGACGUAGCAUGUGUGCGGGAAAAGGAGUGAGUGGGGUUAUGCGUGUGUGCUGCAGCAGGCAGGGGGGCGCAUAACGACGAUAAGCGGUAGACUGCUGCCGCUGCUGCUGUACUCCAGGCAGCUGAAUGCUUAAUGGAGAACGUACUGGUGUGUUGGAUGAUUUGGUUGUAGUGGUGGUAGUAGUAGUGCCUGUCUCUGCUAGAGCGUUGUACGCAGGGUGUUCACUAUUCAAACGCAAACGGCAAUACAGUGGCGCGUGUGUAUGUGAGAGAGCAAUCCUAGCCAAACACACGUUUGCGGCGGCGUUUUGCGCUAAGGAAACGCGUUGGCGAAUCUAAGCAGGCGGCGAUAACGUGCAAUAUUGAAAAUUCAGAGCCGUCGUUACCCAGCAGCAGUAGCAUCUCCUACUCCCUUUAAGGUCGAGAUGAUGGUGCGUUACACAAGAACCCGGCCUGUGUACCGUGCAGCGCGUGAAUAGUAUGUGUGUGGUGUGUGCAAUCCGUGAGAUGUUAGUCAUCCUGCUUCGAUAGUACACUGGAGCCAGGGCUCUGUACUGCAGACAUGUACGACGGUGUACAAAGAUUUUAACGUGUUUCCUGUGUCCUCUUUGUGUUAACGUUUGUGUGAGUGUAAGUGUAUUUGAGUGCGCGCGCGCGUUUAAGGUGUGUGUUUUUCGUUGUUGUUGUUAUUAUUGUUGUUAUUCGGGGCACUCCGUGUUUCGUUCCGUUUGGCAAACGCGGCAGGUCGUGUCUGUGUGUUUGUUUGAGCGUUAUCACCACACCACCUGCUGCCACCUCCUCGGGGCCGCGGUUGAGUCGGCCGCGCAGUUUUUUUGUCGCCAUUCGCGCAGACAGCUCGGCAGCUUUUUAGGCGCAGGCGGUGGCCGCUCUCGUGUACCCUCCAACCUCCCCCUCCAGCCCACGUGUGCAAUGUGGCCGGGUGUGCUGUGUCUGCAGCAGGAGGGAACCCACCGUGUGCUAUCAGCUCACGUAGCGAGUGGAAAAGUGUCGUCGCGUGUGCGUGUGUAUGUGUGUGUGCAAUAGAUCCACUGUUAGUCAUCUGGUGAGCACACCUAACAGUAUGUGAAGAGUUCCGUGCGAAUGUGAUAGAAGAGGAGUAGUAAAGCAAAAAGGAAGCAAUGGCUGGACAGUAAGAACGUAGUGUUGUCGCAUGUGGUUUGGAUGGGAAGUGCGGCGCGCGUGUUUGACGGAAAGAACGCAACCCGUGUGUGUUCUGGUGUGUGAUAGUGAAACGGAGAGAAAUGCAGGAGCAUUGUAACGCGACCGGGAAGAUAGGUUAGAGAAAAAAAAAUAGCAACAACAGCUACCGCCUGUAAUAUAGAAAUAUAGUGUGUCGCCGAUUGUGAAACAACUAGUUGUUGUUUUGGCAUUGUGUAUAGUUAUAAUAUAUAAAUUUCUACAACCACUCGUACGAUUAAGUGCAAUGAGCUAGUUAAGCUUCAGCCAGCUCUGUCUGUUCAACGCUUGUUGUCGGAUUGCCUAGCAACCGACGCUUCAAUCAAUUCGGCAGAAGUUCGACAUUCUCGCCUGCUUUAUUCACUAAAAGUACAAAGCAUCACUCCCAGCCAGUGGUGAUACCCACCCACACACACUCACCGAACUCAUGGGAAGCCGCAGGAGGAGCGGGUCAAGGUGCACUAGCAAACAUUCUGUAACGUAACGUAACGGUAACGGUAAGAAGCAUUACUAAAGAGGCUAGCAGAGCACAACACUAAUAUAGGCCAGCGACAGGCUUUUGUGGCACAAAAGAUACAAAAAAAAAAAACAGAGCUACCUUCCUCAAACACGUCCCUGGCCCAUCAAGCAGUGCGAGGAAGGAACGGGCGACGGCUGGGUCGACGUAUUUGCGCGCUGCGCUGCUGUAUCGCAUCAAUCGCGCCAUCCGGGACAUGGCUAACCCGACGAACUUCAUCCGGGAGAAGGUUAGUGGGCAGCGGUUCCGCUACACCGACGAUGAGUUCAAUCUGGACCUUACGUAUAUUACGCCAAAGAUCAUCGCCAUGGGCUUUCCGGCGGGCAACGUGGAGGCCAUCUACCGGAAUAAUCGCGAACACGUGGUCAAGCUACUCACCCAGCGGCACGACAAAAAGUUCAAAGUGUACAACCUUUGCUCGGAGCGUACGUACGAUCCGAAAUUGUUUCCGUACCAUGCCGAAUAUCCGUUCAAGGAUCAUAACCCGCCGGAUAUCGAACUGAUCGACAAGUUCUGCAAAGAUGUGGACAGCUUCCUGAAUGCGGAUAGUUCGCAUGUCGUGGCGAUCCACUGCAAGGCUGGCAAAGGACGCACGGGAACAAUGAUCUGCUGCUACUUGCUGUACAACAACAGCUUCCAGACAGCCCACGAGGCACUGACGUAUUAUGCGGAAAAGCGCACGAAGGAUAAGAAAGGGGUCACCAUUCCUUCGCAGCGCCGCUACGUGGUGUACUACGAGCAGCUGUUGCGCCAAAACCUAACGUACCGGAAGGUGUCGCUCUAUAUUCUUGAGCUGCGCAUCUUUCCCGCCGAUUUGCCGUUGAAGGUAGGCUCGAUCCAGCAGAAGGACAUGAAGGAACCGCUGCCGCUGGUGAAGUUCCGGCGCACGGACCACUACAUAUCGGUCGAGCUCGACUGCUGUAUGCCACUGGCCGGCGACGUGAAGGUCGAGUUUCGACCGAACAAACUCGACAAAGGGUGGCACUUUUGGUUCAAUACGUUUUUCGUCGAGCUAGCUGGUGCCGAAGACCAAUCACAGGGCCGAUUCGUCCUGACACUGGACAAACAAGAGAUUGACGACGCGCACAAAGGUAGCGCCAAAAAGUGCCCCGAACAGGUGCAAGUGUUUCUCAAUCGACGGGGUGAGUGCGUUGACACGAUGGACGCCCGGCCUGUGCCGCAGUCAGUGGUCGAGGGACCGCAAAAGAACGCUACACACACGAACAACCACCAUCACGUCGUGCCGUACCAGCAUCACACGGUACAGCACGAGCAGCAGCUGCAGCAACAGCGCCAGUACCUGGCUAUGCGCGAGCAGUCGAACCGGAGCCAAUCGCUGAUCCCUAGCUCCAACUAUACCGACCCACAGCAGCUACACCACCGAUCGGUGAACAACAACCGUGCAUCGUUGGGAGGCAACCAACAGAAUAGUGGCAUUUUUUACGGUAUCGGUAUGAAGACUGCGGACGUUGAACAACGGCAGGCGGCACAACAGCAGAAGCAGCAGCACCAGCAGCAGCAGCAGCUUCAGCAACAGCAGCGGCAGCUGAACCAUUCCGGCGGCUCUUCCGAGGGUACCGACGAAGACUGGGAAUCCGGUGAGUGUCAAACAGUAGUAUCGGAAACCAUGUGCAAAUCAAGAACAACAGCUACCAACUCAGCAACAACCGCGAAUACAGCAACAGCAACAGCUACGAUUACCUCCGCCACUGCUACAGCAACAGCAGCAGCAACAACAACAACAACAAUCCCCAGUACAACAACACCUAAUACCAAACCCAACCAAAACAACCGCAGUAGUAGUAGUUCCGUUUUUCCAUCAUCACCACCACCAUCCGCCAUCCGGGCAGCAGCGACGGUGGCCGCAGCAACUGGAGUAUCGGUAGCCAGCAGCAGCAAACCCCGCCUCAUCUCCUCCCUUCCCUCCUCCUCCGCUCCUCGUCGUUGUAUCAGCGACAACGAGAACUACCUUCUUACCCGUAGUAGUUGUGGGCUCAUCACUAAAAGUAGUCAAAGUAGUUACGAUCAGCUCGUCGAACACGAACAACAACUUCCCUUUAGUAGCGAUAGUAGUUCUACUACCACCACCAUCAUCACCAAUACACCCAACCAGACUUUUAACCAAAUCGGUCGGAUCCAUCCGAUCCAAAUGCAGCCGGUGGCGGCCACACCACCACCAUCACUGUCACCGCACGGUGAUGAUGAUGAUGGCCUAUUCCGACCUGGUUCGGAUAGCUCUUCGCUGGCCGUUAUGCUGUACGAUGCCGGUGCGCUACAGUUUGCAGGUGCCAGCGGUGGAAGCGAUGCACGUGCGUCGCAAGAAUCUCACGCUUUGCUUGCCGGUGCAACUGCUGCCGUGGUAUUGCCCGGGCGGGAGGGUACGAUAGGGCAUGGUAGCGUUGGGGCGUCUAGCGUUAAGGUAAGCGCUUCGUCGGAGGACCAACUUGCCGACAGCGGCAAGAGCGGAGUUGCUAGUGGAGGUGCCGGUGGUGGUAGUAGCGGGAAGAGCAAAUUCUCGUCCCCCUCGCCGUUCCACCGGUUCGGGAUGGCCAUGCGGCGCAAGAAGAAACGGUCGCUGAAGCUAAAGCACGCUGCCGGCAGUGGCAAUGGCGCUCUCGGUGGGAACACACUGUACGGGUCCUGCGCCAGCAAUCUGUCGGGCGUAUCGAUGGGCAACGGGUCGGCCAAGGGAAAAGGAUCCGGUGGCGGUGCCGGCGAUGCCAGUGGAGGAAGCAGCGGCAGCAGAACGAAGCUAAAGUUUCGCUGGCUGCGCAACAUGCGCAGCGAUCCGAACUUGAAGGAAACGCUGGCCAAGAGCGUGCAGCUGCGCACCACCAAUCCUCUCGGCACGGGCGCCAGUUGCAUUGUCGGGGAAGCGGCGAAGAGUACCGAGCGCAGCACGGGCGGCGUCACCAUUCCCAAGAGCCCGACGGUGCCCUCCACAAAGAUGCCCAUACCGAACGUCCCCGGUACGGCGAGCGACGCGGUGGGAAGCUUGAAAGAGAUCGCUGGCUGUAAUCUGCCCACCGAUUACUACUCCUUUCUCUGUGAUAACCAGCUGAGCUACGAAUCUCCGGGCAAAAGCCCGGGUCAUCUGAUGCGGCUAGAGCUGGCGCUCGCGCGUCGUCCGUCCACCAUCGAGGAGGUGCUGCUGCAACCGGCCGGACCGCCGACACCGCCGCCGCAGCCGCCUUCUCCUCCUCCUCCGGCUCCGCUGCUCUCAUCGGCACCACCGGCAGCGAUCACCGUGUCGGACACCGACUGUAGCGUGGUGAAGCCGAGAGCGACGAACGUAAAGAUCGGAUUCAACGUCAGUCCGGUGCCGCCGGCGUCACCGACCGAAGGCACCAGGCACAGUUCGAUCGAGAGUUCGUUUGAGAUUAUCAACAAAAGCGAUGCGCCGUUGGACGCGGCAGAGGAGCAUCUAUCGCCCGGUGGCGGUGACAGUGGGACGCUCGUUGCAGCCGGCAGCGGGCACAGCUUCUGUAACAAACUGCUGCAACACAUCGUUACCUCGGUAGGUGGUGGAAGCAAGGCAAAGGAUUCGCCGGUGCCGAGCGAAACCAGAAAGCAGGACAGUGAUGAACGGUUCGAGUGUCCCACCGCCACGCACAGCUCCAGUCGUUCGUCGUCUUCAUGCUCUUCACUGGCGGUGGCACCAUCAGCAGCAGCCGUCGCAGUACAAGCAACCGGCGGAAGUCCCGUCCUUGCCCGCAGCAACCGUUGCGCACCGUUCUCGUUCCGCGAGCUUAGUGCCGAGCUGCGCGCGGCCAUGAAGAUACCGAUACCGAAGCAUCGCUCAGCCACAGCAGCGGCAACGGGGCCGGCGGCACCAUCGUCCUCGUCCUCCUCCUCCUCCUCGUCGAACAUUGCGGCCGGCGGUGGCUCGACCGUUCGUUCAAUCGAACGUACCUUGAGUGCUCCCGUAGCAGUGCAAACGCUCGAUACCAGUGGGCCCGAAUGCGAGAUCGCUAGCUUCCCAUCAUCUGCCGGCAACGGCACCUCCACUAGCAACACCACCAACGCAGCACCACCACCCUCCAUCAUGCUCAAUCGAUCGCAGUCCGAUCGUCAGCUUGGUGAUGAUCAUAGAUCAAGCCACCGAUAGCAACUCGGGUCACUCGCUACCGCGCCGGAAGUGGUGUCCUUCCUGUUGAUUUUUUCCCCGUAGAUUUUCCCUUUCUUGACACACAUUACCACCACACACCCCCUGUGACCCCUACCAAAACUCGCUUCAUACAUACACACAAAAUUACACUCACGCACACACAUACAACUAGACAUGCUGACAACCACGUUCGUUCGUUUGUAUCGAGAGAAAGAUUGGAGUAGAUAUAUGCAACAAAUGUAUCUUUAUAGUCUUUCCGUUACACAAAACAAGUCGCGUGUGGAUUUAUAUGAACAGUAUCGCAUUCACAGUAUCGUUUCGACCUGCAGACACAAUCGACUAUAAAUGGACGUGUAUGAGCGGAGAUGAGGUGUGUGAGCAGAGACAGAUGAAAAGAGAGAGAGAGAGAGUUUAUAACAGCUAGUACACAUUUCAAUUGGCAAGCAUUGCUGUGAUUUAAAAACGUUCGAUUGUUGAAGAAACGAAAUAUCGAGUAAGAGAGAGAGAGAGAGAGAGAGAGAGAGAGAGAGAGAGAGAGAGAGAGAGAGAGAGAGAGAGAGAGAGAGAGAGAGAGAGAGAGAGAGAGAGAAAGAGCGAAAGAGGUAGGGUCGAUAAAUAAGUAUAAUAUGAUAAGGGAAUAGUACGUAGUAAGUCCGAAUGCUGUUUAUUUUAAUGUGCGCAGUGGAGAUGUGUAACGUGGCUACUUAAGAGAAAGCUAGAGAAAGCAUAUUAUUUGUUGUAUUAGUGUUUUGUUCUAAUUUCGAAAUCGAAAUUUAGUGAGUGCGUGUACAAACAGAGCCCUGUGUGUUGUGUGGUAGCUGCGCGGGUCACGAUUUUAGCAAGUAGAGAAGAGCAGGAAGUACAAGACACACAGAUCGAUACACAAAGCUCAUCAUUGAAACCAUUUGAACGAAGCAACGAACCUGUGCGGCAGUUUCAAAGAUAAAUCGGUUUAGUUAAUGAUGGUCAA
Molecule: messenger RNA, 7744 nt
Organism: Anopheles arabiensis
Lineage: Eukaryota; Metazoa; Arthropoda; Insecta; Diptera; Culicidae
Gene: Pten
Product: phosphatidylinositol 3,4,5-trisphosphate 3-phosphatase and dual-specificity protein phosphatase PTEN
Exons: 9
Coding region: 2863-6774 (1303 amino acids)
Biological process (GO): protein dephosphorylation
Cellular component (GO): cytosol
Molecular function (GO): protein tyrosine/serine/threonine phosphatase activity; protein tyrosine phosphatase activity; phosphatidylinositol-3,4,5-trisphosphate 3-phosphatase activity
Source: RefSeq, a predicted model, not a curated record